Messenger RNA from Brachypodium distachyon (stiff brome), 612 nucleotides. Its product is annotated as forkhead box protein D1-like. NCBI's taxonomy places the organism in Eukaryota, Viridiplantae, Streptophyta, Magnoliopsida, Poales, Poaceae. Bases 1 to 612 code for a protein of 203 amino acids. The transcript has a single exon. The record is from RefSeq and is a predicted model, not a curated record.
AUGGCCGUGGCCCGCCAGGCCCGGAACGGGCCCGCCGCCCCGAGGACGCCGCCGCUCGCCAACCCCUCGGAUCUCACCGGAUCUGGCACCACCAACCCCGGAUCUGGCGCCUCCAUCACCGGAUCCGGCCACGCGAGCCACGGAUCCGGCAUCCGCCACGACCCGGCGGCCACACAUGCCGCCGCGCACCAGCAGCGCGUGCCCCAGCAGCUAGGAAAUAGGGCAGUCACGGCCGCAACCCGCCCGAUCCAAACCAGGCCACGCCCGCCGCCGUCCCGCGCAGCAGAACCACCGCCAUCUUCACGGUUCGCCGCCCCCAAGCUGGAUCCGGUCACGCCAUCCACGGAUCCGGCCAUGCCACGACCGGAUCUAGCCUCGCCGGCCAAGGAACCGGCGCUGCUGUUGCCGAAGAUCCCGGCGCAGGACCCGUCGCCACGAAAAAGAGCACCACGGAACGAAAGCCCCGCCGCCACCGUCUGCCGCACGGGCUUUGCCCGGCGGCAACCACCGGCAGCGGUGAGGGAGGAUACGCUGGGGGGAGGACUGGGAGCAGCGGCAAUGGAGGCGCCGCCCGUGUCACCCGCAGGAGCGACGCGGGGGCAGGAGCGUUAG